This is a messenger RNA of Lotus japonicus, 1711 nucleotides long. Its product is annotated as 26S proteasome regulatory subunit 10B homolog A. Lineage: Eukaryota; Viridiplantae; Streptophyta; Magnoliopsida; Fabales; Fabaceae. Gene Ontology annotation, molecular function: proteasome-activating activity; ATP hydrolysis activity; ATP binding. The record is from RefSeq and is a predicted model, not a curated record. The transcript is spliced from 9 exons. Gene Ontology annotation, cellular component: cytosolic proteasome complex; proteasome regulatory particle, base subcomplex. Gene Ontology annotation, biological process: positive regulation of RNA polymerase II transcription preinitiation complex assembly. Bases 89 to 1384 code for a protein of 431 amino acids.
CAUAAGUUUGUAGUCAUAAACUACUCCAACGUUUGAGCUUUACUCCUUCAACACUCUUCCUCUUUUCCGAUUCCGGAGUUUCCCAACCAUGACUGACGCAGCGGAAGACGCCGUGCGACGCCGUACCGCGGUGGCGGAUUAUCGGAAGAAACUUCUUCAGCACAAAGAAUUGGAAUCCAGAGUGCGAUCCGUGAGGGAGAACUUGCAAGCUUCGAAGAAAGAGUACAAUAAAACUGAAGAUGAUUUGAAGUCUCUUCAAAGUGUUGGGCAGAUAAUUGGCGAAGUUCUCAGGCCUCUUGACAAUGAACGCUUGAUUGUUAAAGCAAGCAGUGGACCCAGGUAUGUGGUUGGCUGCCGCAGUAAAGUGGAUAAGGAAAAACUGACUUCUGGUACUAGAGUGGUUCUUGAUAUGACAACACUCACCAUAAUGCGCGCUCUGCCCCGUGAAGUUGAUCCCGUCGUGUACAAUAUGCUUCAUGAAGAUCCCGGUAAUGUUAGUUACUCAGCUGUUGGUGGUUUAUCCGAUCAGAUCAGGGAAUUGAGGGAAUCAAUUGAAUUACCUCUGAUGAAUCCUGAGCUCUUUCUUCGAGUUGGAAUUAAACCUCCCAAGGGUGUUCUUUUAUAUGGACCUCCUGGCACUGGCAAAACAUUGUUAGCUCGGGCAAUUGCCAGUAAUAUAGAUGCGAACUUCCUAAAGGUGGUUUCAAGUGCCAUAAUUGAUAAAUACAUUGGAGAAAGUGCCAGGUUAAUAAGAGAGAUGUUUGGGUAUGCACGUGAUCACCAGCCCUGCAUUAUUUUUAUGGAUGAGAUCGAUGCCAUUGGCGGUCGUCGUUUCAGUGAGGGAACAAGUGCAGAUCGUGAGAUUCAGAGAACACUAAUGGAGCUGCUUAAUCAACUUGAUGGAUUUGAUCAACUAGGGAAGGUAAAAAUGAUAAUGGCAACAAACCGACCUGAUGUACUUGACCCUGCUCUCCUGCGUCCUGGGAGAUUGGAUAGAAAAAUAGAAAUCCCAUUGCCAAAUGAACAAUCACGUAUGGAAAUUCUCAAGAUUCAUGCCGCUGGAAUUGCUAAGCACGGUGAAAUAGACUAUGAAGCUGUUGUGAAGCUUGCAGAGGGAUUUAAUGGGGCUGAUCUUCGGAAUAUCUGCACGGAAGCUGGAAUGUCGGCUAUUCGGGCAGAGCGCGACUAUGUGAUCCAUGAAGAUUUUAUGAAGGUGAGCGCUGUUCAGGAAACAAUUUUUCCUUGGUAUUUAUUGAUCAUACUACAAAGGGUGUUCCUCUCCUUGUCUCUUACAAUUACUUUUGUACAGGCUGUUAGGAAACUGAAUGAGGCAAAGAAACUUGAAUCUAGUUCACACUACAAUGCUGAUUUUGGAAAAGACUAGAAUCUAUUGGAAAAUUCUUUCAGAGCCAUGGAUAUGUAUGCCGGUGCUUCUUCUGAGCCAGAAAUACCUCUUGCAAGUUGGUGAAUUCGUAGAACUAAGCAUUAUGCUCCCUUUGGGUUUUCUUGUACUAUCCGAAUUCUAAGUUAGUAGGACUUACCAAACGGUGAAAGGGUGUUUAAUUGAACUGUUUGCUCAAACUCAAAUGUAAGAUCCUUUUUAUUUAUAUUUGUGGAUCUAGAAGUGCAGUUCACAUACUUAUACUAACAUCUUGGCGGCAGGUGCUUGUCAAUUUGUCUUUCAUUUUAAGAGAACUUAAAAUUUCAGUAA